GGUAGCUGGUUUCCUUCGGAAUCAUCACUGAUACAAUGUUGUGUCUUAGUAGCAGGGAUACUUGGCACUCUUGAAUAACUGUUAUUAAUAAAAGUGAGAGACUGAGCAUACAAUUUCAGUAUGAAUGCAGGUAUUCUUUUCAGAACAUAAAGCAGUCUAUAGGUACCUGACCAAAUUCUAGUGUAGGCGAUUACUUUCUGCCUCCAUUUGCUCUGUAGUCCCACAGACUGAAUCUGCACAACAUGCUAUCAGAGUACUGUGUUUCCACUGCUGCACUUCUAGCAGCACAAAAACAUGUGUUUUCUAAAUGCUUUUAAGCUCAUGGAGCUAUGAGUUGUAUAUGAGCUAAUUCCACUACAUGCGGAGGUGGCUUUUGUCUGUUUCAGCAGAUAAAAAGAGCCCAGGAUUUUAGACUUUAGGCUUGUAAGACAGCAGCUCCAGCUACAGUACUUGCACCUGAGGCUUGAAUUUUUAUUCCCAUUUUCAAUAUGGUGAAACAUGAAUGUCACAUGAAGAUAAAGGCAGUGUGUGACUUACACCUUCACAGAUAACCAGUUUGCAUUCUCAAGAACUGCUAAUUUAAAAAUGCAUAUGGUUAAGAAUGAACACCAGAGAAGUGCUGUUAUGGACAUCAUGUCAUGUUGGCUUCCUGUUUAAAAAACAUUAGGCUGGCAAUUUUCAAGGAACACCAAUAAAGUGAUGACCAGGUGCCAAGUGCCAGCUGUCCUUAUUUACCAGAUCGAACAAGAACUUGAUAAAGAAGAGGAAGAGAUGAUGGUUUUCCUGUGCCGAGACCUCGCUCCUGACUUGGCCACUGCAGACCUUAAAGAGCUCUUAGUGGCUCUGAAUGAGAGAGAGAAAUUAUCCUUUUUUGGCUUAUCAGAGCUGUUGUACAGAGUUAAGAGGUUUGACUUGCUGAGGAGGCACUUGAAGACUGAGAAAGCAACAGUGGAAGGUAACCUUGCCAGGAGUCUCAGACUUGUCCCUGAUUACAGGGUACUAAUGGUGGAGAUUAAUGAGGAUCUCGAAAAAGAAGAAGUGGGUUCUCUUGUUUUUCUACUCAGAGAAUACACUCCUCGCAUGAAAAUGGCAAAAGAUAAGAGUUUUCUAUCUCUUGUGAUUGACUUGGAGAAGCUAAAUUUGGUGGCUCCUAAUAAACUGGAUUUGAUAGAAGAUUGUUUUCGAACUAUUCGCCGGAUAGACCUGGUCAGGAAGAUUCAGAAGUACAAACAUGAAGCUUCCUUGUCCUCCAUUCAUUCUCAGCCAGUAUAUAUAAAUGCACUUCAGGCAUCUCUCCCUAAUCUCAAUCUGAUUGAUCCCCCUUAUAAUUCAGGCAUCCAGAAUGUGAACAAGGAAGAAUCACAGAUUGGACAAAGUCCUAUUCUGGCAGAGCCAGUCCGUAUGUCUAUUCAGGAAUCAGGACCAGUGUCACAUAAGGUGAAUGAAGACCAGUACAGAAUGCAAAGUCAGCCUUUAGGAAUAUGCCUGAUAAUAGACUGUAUUGGCAAUGAUACAGAUAUGUUGGAAGAGACUUUCAGAGGCUUAGGCUAUGACAUUCAUUGUCACAGAUACUUAAAUCUGAACACUAUGAAUCAAACAUUGCUUGAAGUUGCAAGGUUGCAGCAGCACAGAAAUUGUGACAGCUUCAUUUGCAUACUGGUCAGCCGUGGAAGUCCUCACAGCAUCUUCUGCACAGACCAUACCUGUUCUGGAUUCCCUUUGGAACAAAUAAAGAAAUACUUCACAGCAGACUCAUGUUCUGAACUCCUAGGAAAGCCAAAGCUUUUUUUUAUUCAGAGCUACAUUGUGCCAGAGAAUGAGCAAGAAUAUACUAGUCUUUUAGAAGUAGAUGGUAAUUAUGAGAAAACCAUUGCUAAUGUAAAAAUCCCUGCAAAAGUCACUAUCCCCCAAGUAGCAGAUGUCUUUUGGAGUCAGUGCAAGGUGGAUGUAUGUACACUAGAAAAAUCUCCAAGUUCAUCCUCAUAUUAUCUGCGUUGUCUGUCUGAACUACUCCGCAAUCCUCAUAAAAGGAAGCUGUCUAUAUUAGAUAUCCAUACAGAACUGAACAGAAGAGUCUAUGAAUGGAAUAAGACCACUGACCCAAGCCAACAAUACUCACUUCUGCUCCAGCACACACUGAGGAAGAAACUCUUUCUUUCUCCCACUUAACUGCUGUUGGAAAGGACAUGUCUGAAUUAGCCAAUAAGAAACACAAAAUAUGAUCCAGACAGUUUCACACAUACUUCAUGCAUUGCUAUUGCACAUAUACUUAAAUACCUACUGCUUCCAAACCCAGGGAUUUAGAAGCAUUUUGGUAUGUUAGGGCACUAGAUACAUUUCAAUACAUAAGGCAGCUAUGAUAGAGCACUGCCACAGAUCUUACAACCAAAUACAAGAGGUAAAGAGGGUGGAAAGAGCUCUGUAUAGCUAUUGCUUUUUACAGAGGGUUGUGUUUUUGUUUCAUUCAUUGUUUUUAGCAGUGCAUUGAUUUAGGUUCUUCUGUUGAUACUUAAAACAAAUGCAAGUCAGUGCAAAUCACUCAGAUUCACUGGGUACUUUGCCCAGCAACUACUAAUGGAAAAUAUGUCAGCAUUAGUAAGUUGUCAUUUGCUUGCCUCCACAGACUAGCAAAACAGAAGAAGAGUCUUGUAAAUAAUUUGGAUUCCACCUACCUGCUGCAUUAGAGGUGGUGUUUCACCCAGAACCCUGUGUUAUCACUACUGUCCACAGCACACUAGAGUUGUGUUAAGUCUCUGCCACAUUUUGUGCUGUUUUUCACUAAUACAAAGAUGAGUCUAUGUGUAGCCAGGGCUUUAUAGUGAUCUACCACAGAGUUUAAAAAAAAAGGUGAGACUUUGACAGAUGGGUUAUGGUAGCUGAAACACAAUUCACACUUUUUGCACUAGGCGUAGUUGUAGAAGUACACUUUGUCAUAUUUGAAUCUAGAUGUUGUGUAUCAGUCACUGGCUCUUAAGACUGGAUUAAAUAUAAUAAUGCUGUUGAAUUUUUUUUUUGUCAUUGAAUUUAUGGCAUUGUCUUCCCUCAUAAAGCUUGCAAACUUUUAAUACUAAUACAGUCUUCUGCCCAGGAAAAAACAAUUCAAGGCCUUGAUGUGGUAGUUUGGUUUCUGAUGUAGUUACACCAUGUAUCAUUCCGGCAUGCAUUCCACGCAAUCAAAAAUGAAAAGAGUUUUUGCUCGUACAGGCUAUGCUAGUUCCUUGAACAAAUACAGUUCAAAAACAUUUCUAGUACAGCUGCAUUUGGUUUGAGCAAAAAGCAGAUGUGCUUACACACCAAACUUCACCAACAAUGCUUGUUAUUGUAGACAAAGCUUAUCAGAAAGCUAGCCUAAUGAUGCUAUGUAUUGUAUACUAUCAGUAUACCUUAGCAUAUUGAUUGAUAAUUAGGAGGGUUUGGCCAGUAAACUUUCACGGUCAUGACUUUUUUUAACUCCUUGGUGUUAAUGUGCUUGGCUGUUGGCUUGACAUCAUCUGUAUGCACUGUCUUUUUUUAAACCAUGUUUAAGUUUUAUUCAGAAAACAAUGAAUUUUCAAAUAGUUUCUAUAACUGAAGGUAAAAAUACUUUUAUUUGGCAAAAAGUACAUAAUGAACUCUUAAGAAAUGCUUGAGAGUCCUUCCUUGUUACGUGAUACGCACUCAGUCUCUUCAUGGUGUAAGUUCUUAAACUACUGAUUGGUGAGGAUUGAUAAGAGGCUAUAAAGAGGAGAAACCCACUGAAUGAGUUUCAUGUCUUUAUCCAUAGAAAAUGUGGAUAUUGACAUAGAUAUUUAUAUUGAUUAUAGCAUUUUUAUAAUAUAUAAAGUACACUUCAUAUCAUUAUUCAAUCUUUACUCUUUUAAAAAUUGUAUUGUCUCGUUUGCAUGCUAACUCUAGCAAGUUACAGAGUUGUGAUGAGGAGAAAUUUUCCCACAAAAAUUACUUACAAAAUUACUUCCAAAAGUAAUUCACCUGUACUGCAAACCUGUGCGUUCCAUACUUGUCUCUUUCCACUUUGCAAGCUGUGGAAGUGUCUUCUUUCAUAUAAAAAUAUAUGGAAACUUUUCAAUAACUUUGAACUGGGAAAUGCAACCCAAAUUUGUAUAUUGACUUCUGAGUACCUGUGUUAUUUUUGCUACUGUAAUUCUAUGUAGGCACAGGCAUGAGAGGAAAAAUAAAAAAAAACAGAUGUUUUCUAAAAGCUCAUUUUUCAUGAGCACUACAGUGAAAAUAGCAAAUCUAAUUUCAUGAUGUUAAAGGUGUAGAAAAAAUUGCCAUUGUGGGACAAAUAGACAGGACAGGACUUCCUUUCAGUUUUCUGUUUUCUAAGAACGGGCCAAUUGAACUAGUUCUUUUCUGCAACUAGUGACAUGUUUCUUUUGGCUUUAAAAAUACAUCUUAAAAUCACAUUCAUAUGUUUUCCAUAUGUUGAAGUAGAGAACUGCACUGCAUCAACAGAAGGGUCUAUAUUCUACAUGAUAGGUAAUAAAAAUAGCAUUAAUUUAUAACCUUGAAUAUUAAUAACCAGUUAUCUUACAAUAAAUCUCAAAUGUAAUUUUGAAACUCUACCUUGCUUAUGUUUUAUAGAGUAAGAGAAGGAUGUAUUUGGAGUCUUAGAAGUUACUUCUUGUAGUGGCUGGUAAAUGAAACAAGUGAUGAAACAAGUAUGCUUUCUAUGGUUGUAGAAAUAAAAUGUGAUUCCUAGUUAUCAUAUGUGAUCAUAACAAAUGAUGCAAUGCUAAUAAAUAUCAUGUCUUUUACAAAUUAA
Molecule: messenger RNA, 4765 nt
Organism: Pogoniulus pusillus (Red-fronted tinkerbird)
Lineage: Eukaryota; Metazoa; Chordata; Aves; Piciformes; Lybiidae
Gene: CFLAR
Product: CASP8 and FADD like apoptosis regulator
Exons: 11
Coding region: 700-2169 (489 amino acids)
Biological process (GO): proteolysis; regulation of apoptotic process
Molecular function (GO): cysteine-type endopeptidase activity; protein binding
Source: RefSeq, a predicted model, not a curated record